Stomoxys calcitrans (stable fly) is the source of this 19012-nucleotide messenger RNA. RefSeq lists its product as uncharacterized. Gene Ontology annotation, molecular function: sequence-specific DNA binding. Bases 632 to 18652 code for a protein of 6006 amino acids. Lineage: Eukaryota; Metazoa; Arthropoda; Insecta; Diptera; Muscidae. The record is from RefSeq and is a predicted model, not a curated record. The transcript is spliced from 12 exons.
CAAAAUUUCGGUUCGGGGUGACGGGAGAGGUGACAAAAAGAUAAAAAUCAAAAUACAAGCGAAAAAUGCAUUAAAUUAUUGGAAAUAAUUACUUCCCAAGUGAAAUAUAAAGAAAAUUCACCAAGAAAUUGUGAAUACUUUGAAAGAAAUGUGAGAUUUUCAAUGGAAAAUUUUAAAGUGAAAAAUUGUCUAAUUGGGAAGUCAGAUUACAGCUUAAGCAUAGCGAAAAAAUGAAUACAUAUACAUAAGCAAAAAGUGUGUGAAGAAUACCUAUAAGUGUGUGUGAGUGUACGAGUGUAAAAAUGGUAUAUAAAGAGAGCUGGUGCUGCUCAGCCAGUAAAUAAAUAGUGCGGUGGCAGGCGUGAGUGGCCCCCCCUCCCAAAAUUCCGUGAUAGUAGAAGAAGAGUAUUUUUGUUUUGGUUAGCAAAUAAAUAAAUAAAACAAAACGUCGAGCGUGUUGGAGACCGAAGAGCCAUCGUGUGUGUCUCGUGCGUGUGUGAGUAGUGCUUAAAGGUUUCUAUGGUGUAGUUAUGUUUACAUAUUUACGCCGCUUUAGAGCCGGCUGGUUUUUUGUCUAUGGCCUUUGGUAUAUCAUUUCGUUUUGGCGUUGUUUAUAAAAAACGAAAACAAAAUGUCACAACAACAUAAUCAACGUAAACAUUAUCAUAUACAUGCUCCAUAUCAGCAUCAUCCACCGCCACAUGCACAUCCGCCCCCACCAACACCACAAGCAUCGUCCUCGCAUCAUGCUCAACAGCAGCAGCAGCAGCAACAAUGGUACAAUGCACAUGCAAAUAUUGCUCCGCAACAGCAACAACAACAAUAUCAUCAUGGUCUUCACAUAAGGGAUGCGCGUCAUUUGCCACAACAUCCCCAUCAUGCCCCACCACCGCCAACUCAUAGCCAUGCAAUGGCAACUUCUCAUAUGUUUACAAGUGGUUAUCCAGGUAGUGCUGGUGGUGGGGGUGGCAGUGGUGCGCCUGGUGUUAUUGUUGGUGGUACGGCAACGCACAAUGCACCAUCUAUGCCAGUAGCCGGCUCCUCUGUUUCGUCUUCUUCUUCAUCAUCAUCAUCGCAACAUUACUCAACACUAGCUGGUGGCAGUAAUGGCAAUAUAGGCAACAAUCCAGUUGGGGGUGGUGGAGCGGGUGGUGUUAUUGUUGGUCGCAGUAGAGUUUAUGACCUUGAAAUGAUAAAUGCACAACAACAGCAACAACAUACUGGCGGUGGUAGUUCAUCUGGCUCGGCACAUUCAAUGAUGUCGGUGGCCAAUACAGCUGGACGUGCAGCAGGCGUAGGCUUUGAUGCCUAUUCUCAUAGUUCUUUAUAUUCAAGCCAGCCUACGAGUCAACGUCAUUCACAGACACAGCAUCAUCAUUACCAGCAACACCAGCAGCAACAUUAUUAUCAUCAUCAGCGUAUUCCACAACAACAGCAACAACAACAACAACCGCUUCAACAUAUGACUCCAAUGAUAACUCAUAUUAAAUCAGAGCCUAUGGAGCAAUUAGCGAUAACGCCAAGCAUACAAAUGGAAGAAAUUAUUAUCAAACCUGAACCUUUGGAUGAAAUGCCAUUUCACAAAAAUGCGCCACAAAUGGAAAACAAUACAACAUCAUUUACUAUGAAUGAGGAAAGUAAACAUCAACGUAUGGCACAGACUUCAUCACAGACAACAGCCCAAGAACAAAAACAUCAUCACCAUCACCAUACACAACAGCAGCAACACAUUCCUCCUCUACAUUAUCAUCAUCUUCAGCAACAACAGUUACACCAUCACCCUCAGCAACAGCGUCUACAUCUUCAGCAACAACAGCGGCAGUCACAGCCUCCUCCAGCACAACAACAACAACAUUAUUCACAUGGUCACCAUCAAAGGCCUCCUCCCCCACCCCCGACUCAUCAUCAACAGCAACAGCAUCAGCAUCAUCAUCAUCAUCAUCUUCAUCAUCAGCGUCAGAAUGAAAAUGUAUCACAGCCAUCGCAACAACAACAACAUCAGCAGCAACAACAACGAAAACCAUCCAUUUCUGUUAUAAACAUUGAAAAUUCCAACCAAACCGGCAGCACAAGGCAACAGCAGUCAGAUGAAAAACCACAACCGACAACCAUAUCCUUGGCUAAUAUAAAAAGCGAACCAAAGCCACUGAACUUUCCUCGCCGCAAAUUACAAACAGAACGUUCCUCCACACUGCCCAUAUGCCAACGUUGUAAGCAGGUCUUUUUAAAGCGCCAAAAUUAUGUUCAACAUGUGGCACUCUCCAGCUGCAACAUUGCCGAAUAUGACUUUAAGUGUUCCAUUUGCCCCAUGUCCUUUAUGUCUAAUGAAGAGUUACAGACACAUGAGGAACUGCAUCGUUUGAAUCGGUAUUUCUGUCAGAAAUAUUGUGGCAAGUACUACGAGACCAUUGAUGAGUGUGAACAGCAUGAAUAUGGUCACCAUGAAUAUGAGAUGUUUAAAUGUAAUAUAUGUUGUGUAUCCUUCUCCAAACGAGAUGAGCUAUUUUCGCAUCUCUUGGAUCAUCGCCAGCAGCCACGCUAUGAUUGUUGCAUUUGUCGUUUAUGCUUCCAGACACUGCCGGAAUUGGAAGAUCAUUAUGUAGGGAAUCCGGACUUUUGUGGCAAAUUUUAUGACAAAAAUGAUUUUAAAAAUCUAAAAUGUUUUGCCAAGUCUAACAAACAAGUGGUCCAGCGGACAGCAUCAACGAAUCGAUCAGAGAAUCGCACAAGUUUUCUAAUAAAAGAUAUAACCUCCUUAAGGGAACCAACGGAGACCCCAGCACCCAGUACUAAACAAAAGCUUCCAUUAGCACCAAAACCAACACAGGCGACGACGACUUCUUCGGAAAAUUACGAUGAUAUACCCGAUUUUGCAGCGCCCCAUCAUGUAGAAGUUAAGACCGAGAUUAAGGUAGAACCAGAUUUCUAUCCACCCAUGGAACAUUCAGAGUUCGAAGCAUUUGACGACAAUGACUAUUCCAAUUCACAAGACUUUGCCGCCCAGAAUUCCAAUCAAAAUCUAUCAUUUAUGCAAGAGUUUCAUGAUAAUGCCUCUAGUUCCACUACGAAUUCAUCGUUUUCCUUCAAUGCACCUUCCAGCAGUGCAACGGCGGCUACACCGCCCUUGAAAACUUCCAGAAAUACUGAAGCUGUUCAGGAUGAGGAUGCAUUUUGUUGUGUUCCCAAAUGUGGGGUUAGGAAAUACUCAUCAUCCACCUUACAAUUUUUCCCAUUUCCUCGCGAUGAAAAAUAUCUCUUGCAAUGGCUGCAUAAUCUUAAGAUGACCUAUGACCCAAAUGUCAAUUAUGGCAUAUAUCGCGUUUGCAGUUUGCACUUCCCCAAGCGUUGUGUGGCUCGCUAUUCCUUGAGCUAUUGGGCAGUACCAACUUUCAAUUUGGGUCAUGAUGAUGUGGGCAACCUAUAUCAGAAUCGUGAAAGUUCGGGGGGCUUUCCUUCGGGAGAAAUGGCACGUUGCUACAUGCCAGGCUGUCCGUCUCAGAGAGGAGAGACUAAUGUAAAAUUUCACAGUUUUCCUAGAGAUUUGAAGACUUUGAUUAAAUGGUGUCAGAACUCCCGACUACCAAUACACAGCAAAGAGAACAGAUUCUUUUGCUCGCGCCACUUUGAGGAGAAAUGCUUUGGCAAGUUCCGUCUGAAGCCCUGGGCCAUACCCACAAUGAGGUUGGGAACGGUCUAUGGCAAAAUCCAUGACAACCCAAAUAUUUAUCAGGAGGAGAAAAAAUGUUUCCUGCCCUUCUGUAGACGCAGUCGGUCAUAUGAUUGUAACCUCUCGCUUUACAGAUUUCCCAGGGAUGAAACAUUGCUUAGGAGAUGGUGCUAUAAUCUAAGAUUGGAUCCUGAGAUGUAUAGGGGAAAGAAUCACAAAAUUUGCUCCUCUCACUUUGUAAAAGAAGCCUUGGGUUUGAGAAAACUCAAUCCGGGCGCAGUACCCACGAUGAAUUUGGGCCAUAAUGAUACCUUCGACAUAUAUGAGAAUGAAUUGUAUACCCCUCCACCUCCUCCGCCGCCAUCCCAUGCUUUCACAUCGAACAAAGCCAAGAAGUUUGCCGAAAUGUUUAAGCAAGAAAUUGGCUCGACCGCCACAUCGGCCAUAUACGACGAGGUAUUCAUGAACUCGAUGGCACAAAAGUACUCGGGUUCCGGCACCUCCCUAAAUUCAUCCAGUCUAGAUUUGGGAGAUGUAUGCUUGGUACCCUCAUGCAAGAGAACUCGUCAUACCGAAGGCAUCACGCUACACACGGUGCCCAAGAGAGCGGAGCAGCUAAAGAAGUGGUGUCACAACUUGAAAAUGGAUUUGGAAAAAUUGCACAAAAGUGCCCGCAUUUGCAGUGCUCACUUUGAGAGCUAUUGCAUUGGAGGCUGUAUGAGGCCUUUCGCAGUACCCACCAUGGAGUUGGGCCAUGACGAUACCGAUAUAUAUCGAAACCCGGAUGUGAUUAAGAAACUUAACAUACGUGAAACAUGUUGUGUGCCCUCGUGUAAGAGAAACCGCGAUCGCGAUCAUGCCAAUCUGCAUCGUUUCCCCACCCAUCCUGAACUAUUGCAGAAGUGGUGUGAGAAUUUGCAGAAACCGGUGCCGGAUGGCACAAAACUCUUCAACGAUGCCGUUUGCGAAAUGCACUUCGAAGAGAGGUGUUUGCGCAACAAACGCUUAGAGAAAUGGUCAAUACCCACCGUCAAUUUGGGCUGUGAGGAGAUACCACAUCAAUUGCCAUCCGAGGAGGAGAUAGCAGAGCACUGGACCAAGCCGUUUGCCCCCAACAAUGGUGAUGAGCAAGGCGAAUGUUGUGUAGCUUCAUGCAAACGAAAUCCGCAAAUCGAUGAUGUCAAGCUCUAUCGGCCGCCCGAGGAUGCCGAACAGCUGCUUAAAUGGGCCCAUAACCUGCAAGUGGAUGCUGCGAAAUUGCCUUUGAUGAAAAUAUGCAAUCUGCACUUUGAGUCGCACUGCAUAGGAAAGCGUUUACUGAAUUGGGCAAUGCCCACCCUCAAUUUGGGCUCCAGUGUGGAGCACCUGUUUGAAAACCCUCCCCCAUCCCAGUUAUUCUAUAAGAAAAAGGAGAAACCAGAACGCGGCGAUCGCACUUCUAAGCACGAGAUGAUGAAAUGGGCUCCCCGUUGCUGUCUGCCGCAUUGUCGCAAGACGCGAUCCCAAGGCAAUAUUCAACUAUUCCGAUUCCCCAUUGGCAACAGAAGCACCAUGGCCAAAUGGUGUCACAAUAUUCAAUUACCUUUAGUGGGUAGUUCACAUAGGCGCAUUUGCUCCACACACUUUGAGCCAUCUGUGCUAACCAAGCGCUGCCCCAUGAAUUUGGCGGUGCCAACUUUGAACCUUAACACCCACCCGGGCUACAAACUCUAUCAGAAUCCGGCCCGUUUGAAACAUGUAAGAGUGGGCGUCCCCCAACGCCAAUGCAUUGUAGAGUCAUGUAGAAAGACCAAAGCCGAUGGAGUGGUACUCUUCCGCUUCCCUAAUAGCCGCUCGGUAUUCCAAAAAUGGCGCCACAAUAUCAAAAAUUGGCCCAAGGGAAAAUUAAAUACCACCAUGCGUGUAUGCUCCGACCACUUUGAAUCCCACUCGGUGACCGGUAGGCGUAUAUCACCUGGAGCCAUACCCACCUUGAAUUUGGGGCAUGACUCUGACGAUUUGUAUCCCAAUGAGAAACGUUCGUUAUUUGAGUCGGAAAAAUGUGCCGUCAAGGGAUGUGAGUCGAGGAAGGAAGAUGAUGUACGACUGUAUCGUUUUCCUCGUGACGAUGAGGAGCAUUUAUCGAAAUGGUGUCAUAAUCUGAGAAUGACUCCCUCCGACUGUGUAGGUGUCAGAGUAUGCAGCAAACAUUUCGAAGAUGCAUGUCAAGGACCCAAACUGCUAUACAAGUGGGCAAUACCGACACUUCAUUUGCCCCAACCCGCAGAAGGAGAGGACAAGAUAGAGGUGAUACAAAAUCCUCCGCCCGAUCAGAGGUCCGGAGAAUACAUAUUCAAAUGCUGUGUGCCACAUUGUGGCAAGACUCGUAAAUAUGAUGAUGCCCAAAUGAAUAGCUUCCCCAAGCACAUGAAGCUGUUCCGCAAAUGGAAACAUAAUCUUAAGCUAGACUUUCUGGACUUUAAGGAAAGGGAAAAGUAUAAAAUUUGCAAUGAUCAUUUUGAGCCGGUCUGUAUUGGUAAGACCCGCCUGAAUUUUGGGGCAUUGCCCACCAUCAAUCUGGGCCACACAGAGACGGAGGACCUAUACAAAAUCAAUCCCGAUAGAAUAAGACCCAAUUUGUUCAUCAAACGAAAGGUUAUAGAACGCAUGGAAAGAAAACAGUUGCGUCUAGAGGAAUUGAAAGACAACAAUGCCGAAGUCGAGGAGGAUCAACAAGAUUUGGACCAGGAAGAGGACGAUGAUCUGCUGGAUCCCUUAAGUACCCCAGCCGAAUGUUGCGUGAAUGAGUGCAAUGCUCCCAAGACCAUAAUGAGAGAACCCUAUGAUUUGCCCGAGACUUUAGAGUUACGCCAGAUGUGGUGCAAGGAAAUAGGCAUAGAGGUUUCAGACUUAACCGCUGAAAGUAAAAUUUGUGGCCUACAUUUUCAGAAAAUAUUUCGGGGUUUGAAAGACCGCAUGGAGGAGAAGGCCGCCAAAGAUGAUGAUGCAACUGUGGAGCAGACCGAGACGAGUAGCGAGAAGUUCAAAGCAGACUAUAACAAAUUGUUGUACUCUUAUCAAAAAUCGGAAAUGUCUUUGGUGGUUAAUCGCUUUCAGUGUAGCGUUGAGGGUUGCCAUUCUUCAACUGUGCUCAACUCGGAGCUGCGCCUGUAUUUCUUCCCCUAUGGCAAAGAGAUAGCCAAAAAGUGGGCCCAUAACACGGGCAUAAUUCCCGAUGAGCAUCGCCGGUAUCUAAAUAAGGUGUGCGACUCACAUUUUGAGCCGUUUUGCAUAACCGAAACACAACGCCUUCGUUCCUGGGCCAUACCGACUUUGAACCUUCCGAAUACGGCUGCCAGCAAGAAGGAAAUGUAUAAGAAUCCUGAUCUUACCCGCAUCGAUAGAAGGAUGAUAGGACCUCAGCUAUUAAAAUGUGUUGUCAAGAAUUGCACAUCUGAGGAAACGGAGCGCUCAAGGCUCUUCAAUUUCCCCAGCGACGAAGUGAUGCUGCGCAAAUGGUGUGCCAAUUUGAAAAUGUCCCGCCAUCUGACGCCCCUCUACAAGAUCUGCUCGGAGCACUUUGAGGAUAUGUGUUUUGGCAGUGCCCGAAUACGCUCCUGGGCCAUACCCACUAAGAAUCUGGGUCACGAUGAAGCACCCGAGUUCCUAAACAGGACCACCACUAUCAAGCGAGAGGUUUACGGCCGUUCUAGGACGAAUGAACGAGAACAACUGCAGCUAAAACAGGUGAAGAUUAAGAAGUCAUUGGACUCGAUCAAGUGCUAUGUACCUAGCUGUCGGCGAUCGCGUCUGGAACAUGGUGUGCGUUUUUAUCCUGUGCCCAUGCAGGGAAAAAUGAAGCGUAAAUGGAUGCAUAAUCUGCAAAUUCCUUCCACCAAGGCGAGCAAGGUGCCGAAUAUACGAAUUUGUAAUUUGCACUUUCAAAAGCGCUGCAUAGAGGGUAAAACGCUUAAGCCUUGGGCCUUGCCCACCAUGCAUUUGGGUCACUCUGAACACAUCUUCGAUAAUCCGCGGCGUUUGCAAAAUGUCUUUGCAGUGCAGCGUUGUAUUUUGGCUCAUUGCCACAAUAAUGCCAUCACCAAUGAGUCCUUAAGGACAUUUGUCUUCCCCAAGUCCGAAGAAUUUCUGGAAAAAUGGGCUAAGAACCUCAAUAUGGAUGUGGACAAAUGCAAGGGACGCCUAUGUCACGAACACUUUGAGGAUGCAGUCAAAGGCGAAAAGAAACUUAAGAAUGGGGCAGUACCCACCCUAAAUUUGGGUCAUGCAGAAGAAUUGUCCUACGAUAAUGCAGAUCUGCUAAAGAAAAUCCAAUUGAAGUCACGAGAAGAUUCCAAAGAUGAAAAGUCUAAGGAUGGUGAUUAUGAGGAGGAGGACGACGACGAAGACGAUGACGACAAUGACUAUGAAGACGUAGAUCAUGAAGAGGAUGAGGAUUAUGAAGAUGAUUUUUUUGAAAAUGGUGCCGACGAAGAUGGAUUUUUAGAAGAGCCCGAGGAAGAUGAUGAGAUGCCUUCAGAAGCAGAGGGAGAGACCGAUGAGGAUGAUCAAGAAGAUUAUGAUGAACUGAAGUACGAUGAUGAUGAGGAGGAGGACGAAGAAGACGACGAAGAAGUUGAAGAGGAAGAGGAGGAAGAAAUAGAUUUGGACAAAAUACGCAUACGUGGUACUUCCCAGCACUGGACUUCCAUUAAAAUGAAGGAGUUGCGUGUCACCUUAGUACCCAUAAGCCAUGAGGAUAUUAUGGAAAUCUCCCGAUCCUCUUUUGAAAGAGAUCGCCGUUCCGUAACCCCUGCCAGCAGCAGCGGCAUACGUGAAAGAGACCUACGUUCUGUUACACCUGCCAGCGUAGGAGCUGGCCCCGCCUCCUAUGAAUACAAUGAUGAAAAUUCCUCAAAUACUGCAUUGCGCACAGAUAGGCCCAUCAACAAUAUUGCCCCAAGAUGUUGCCUGAAGUAUUGCGGCAAAGAAAAGACUCCAGAACAGCAUUUAACCACCUAUGGUUUUCCCAAAGAUGCCCAUCUGCUACAAAAAUGGUGCGAUAAUUUGGGCCUCCAGCCCGAAGAGUGUAUAGGCCGAGUGUGUAUAGAUCACUUUGAGCUAAGAGUCAUAGGUACCCGAAGACUUAAGCUGGGUGCAGUGCCCACCUUGAAUUUGGGUAACGCACGAGUACCCAAACACACAAAUGAUGAGCUGAACAAAAAACCUAUUGUCAGCACUGAAGUAAUGGCUGGGGAGGCUGUGAACGCUCCUUCAGCAGCAGCAACAUCGACGGAGUGUGAGCAAACCAUAACGCCACCGCCACCCUAUGCUCAAACUAAAACCGGCAAACAAUCGGUUUUUCGGCUAUGCUGCCUCAAGCAUUGCAGACGCAAGAAGCUAAUGGCGAAUAAAGAAACUGCCCCCAAAAAAUCCAAAGAACUUUUAUUCAAAUUCCCUCAAGACCAGGAGCUGCUUAAAAAAUGGUCAGAACAUUUACAUCUGCCGCAGGAAAUAUGCCAGCAAAGAAAAUUGCGAGUGUGUUCCAAACAUUUUGAAACCUCUCUAAUAGAGAAUGGAAAAUUAAAAGCCAAUGCUGUGCCUACUUUGGAUUUGGGUUUAAAAGAAAAACGAACUGUAAUCAAAAAUAAGGUAAUGCCAAAACCAAAAUCAGCCAAGAGAGCACAAAUGCAAACACAAAGUAAGGCAGCCACACCAACACCCUUAACCACCACAGCAGUAGCAUCCACAGCACGUCCUUCAAAACAGACGCUGGACGUUGCCAAAUGUUACCUUGUCCAUUGUGGCCGCAAAGAAGAUGCCGAGACAUUUCUCAUUCGUUUCCCUCAACACGAUGUGAGUUCUCGUCGAAAGUGGUGCAUUAAUCUCAAAUUGGGCAGGAACACCCAAGAGCACAAUAACAUACGAAUAUGUAACCAUCACUUUGAGACCUAUGCCUUCUAUAAACAACGCAAUUUGAAGGCAGGCGCCGUGCCAACUCUAAAUUUAGGCCAUACCGAGCGUAUAAUAAAAAAUUUGCCCCGCAUACGAAGAAAGGUUAGGACCGAGCCAAAGGAGAUGUGCUGUGUUAAGUUGUGUGGCAACUCUGGCGACACCAGGAAACUCUAUGCCUUUCCCAAGAACUCGGAACUUAGACGCAUAUGGUGCAACAAUCUGCAAAUCGAACUGAGGGAGGCCCUCAGCAGCCACUAUAAGCUGUGCGGUGUCCAUUUUACCACGGACAGUUUUGAGGCUGGCACUCAGGUUCUGAAAAUUAACGCAGUGCCAUCUUUGAGAUUGGGCGUUAAUACAGAGGACAAUCGUACUAAGGUCUUGUGUCGCAUAGAGACUGAAGAUCAUCAUUUGAAGUGUGUGGUGGAGAGCUGCCAGAAAUCGUCCACUGUGGAUAAAGUGAAACUUUACCAGUUUCCCCAAGCCAGGGAUCUACUCAAGAAAUGGCUAUACAAUUUGAAUCUAUCGCCCACCAUAGAUGUUAAGGCCACUCGCAUUUGUAAUCGUCAUUUCGAGAAGGCCUGCAUCAAGCAAGGUGUGCUGCACGAGCGGGCCUUGCCCACCAUGUUCCUGAAAGCUAAGUCUUGGUUCUAUCAGAACGAUGAUGAUGUCUUUGAGGAAAAUCACAAAUGCUGUGCCCUCAAUUGCCAUUAUCAGACAAGUGAAGCGGAUGAGGUGGAUUAUAGGACCAUGUAUAAAUUCCCCAAACAACGAGAGGACAUAGACAAGUGGCUGCAUAAUUUGAAGCUAAUAUUUGAGGAGGACUCCUUCCUACAGGAGAUUAAGGAUUUGCGUGUAUGUUCCCUGCAUUUUGAGGACGCAUGUAAAAAUAAAGACCAUCUAUUGCCGGGCACCGUGCCCACGCUGCAUUUGGGUCAUAAGGAUGUGGACAACAUUCUGCGCAAUGAUAUUCGCAAAUGUAGCAUAGAGAAUUGUGUCUGGUUGGGCUUCCAAUGCCAUAGGCUACCCGAAGAUGAGGCUUUGCUAAAAAGUUGGCUAAAAGGCUUGGCCAGUGAUCGAUCAUUGGCGUUAAAUAGUUCCCAAUAUGUGUGCUCUGUGCAUCUGGUCUCCUGGUAUGAACGCCUUCAGGGGGUUGAUUCCGUUUCCAAGAACCAGCAUUUAAGGGAAACCUAUGAAAAGCUAAAAGUUUUACCCGAAUUGCGUAUCUUCCGUUGUUGUGUUCCUAGCUGUGAGACAGGUUUUAAACUAAAUACCAAACUCUUUGAAUUCCCCAAGGAGGCAGCUCUACUGCAGAAAUGGCUACACAAUUCCUCGCUGACUUUCCACAUGCCGGAACGCCCCCAUUUACGCAUCUGUGCCAGGCACUUUGAAGAGCGUUGUCUUAGUGAAAAAAAGUUACAUCGUUGGGCCUUGCCCACCUUGGAAUUGCCAUUCAAUGCCAGCCUGUAUGUCAAUCCGCCCGAGGCCUUGCCUUCGCAUCAUGAAAAUCUUCAACACUGCUGUGUCUCCUCUUGCAAUACAGAAAAGGGGCCGUUUUUCAAAUUCCCCACCAAGUCCUAUGAGGUCAAGAAAUGGAUACACAAUUUGAGCUUGGGGCCCCAGCAAAGCACCCUGAAUCUGAGAGUAUGUCAUAAACACUUUGAAAGUUUUUGUUUAUCCAGGGAUGAGAAGGGUGAGAUUAAAAAACUCAAGAACUGGGCAACUCCCACACUGAAUCUAAGCCGCAAGUCGGACAUGCAUGACAAUCCUCCUGAAAAGGUGGAUUUCUUUCGUUGCUGCGUUUGUCGUGAAGUGCAAAAUAAAUCCGAGGGCAUUUAUUUAUUUAGAUUCCCCACACGAUUGGCCAGUUUCCUAAAAUGGCUACACAAUCUUAAAAUGGAACGUAGCCAGUAUAGGGAUAGCAUGCGUAUAUGUCUUAAGCAUUUUGAGAAUGAAUGCUUCGAUAAGACCUUAAAGUUAUUGCGCAAGCAUUCAGUACCCACCCUGGGGGUGGCCUGUCCACAGAAGGACUUAUUUACCAAUCCGCAAAGGAAACAGUCCAGCAAGUGCUGUGUGACCAAUUGUGAGGGCCCUUGGACUCAUCUGAAUGUCUUCCCCAAAGAUAAAAUACAACUAAAGAAAUGGUGUUUCAAUUUGAAGAUAGCCGAAUCCGAGGUGGAACAGAACUGGAGGGCAUGGAAGCUGUGCCAGAAGCACUUUGAGCCCAGAUGUUUGAAUGCUUUCGGUUUGAUAAGAGCUGCUGCCUUGCCCACAUUAAAUCUAAAUCAUGGUGAUAAGCUGUUUAGAAAUCCCCGAGUGCUCAAACAACAAAAGGCCAAGACUAUGAAAAUCGUAAAGGCAGCUAAACUCUUGACCAAAAGGAAGAACAUCAAAAAAGAGCAAGAAGCAUCAAGUCCGACUGCGCCGCCGCGAACAAAAAUAAAACCCUUGGCAAAGCAUAAAAUCAAAAUUGAAGGACAAAAGCGAAAAGCUGCAAAGAAAUCCAAACUUCCAGCAGGUGACGAAGAAAGUUUGGACAAUUUCCAGACACUGGGCGAGUAUAUAAGGCAAAAGUCCCAAAGCCUAGGCAAUGCUAAGAGAAGAAAAAUAUCUAAAAAAUUCCUGACACCCAAACAAGAACCCGAUAGUCACAAGCCUCUGCUUGAUGUAAUAACUGCGAGCGGUUCCCAACACAUUGAAUCUCCCUCUAUUGAGGAGAUUACCAACUCCAUGAACACUCUGCUAGAUUUUCAAGUGAAACAAGAGUUUCUGGAUGAAGAUGUUAAACUGGAACGACCUCCUUCUGGUCCAAAACUUUUGGGUAUGACCCAAAAAUGUGGAGUUUUAAAUUGUCUGAAUACCACCAGCACUCCUGGUUGCGUGUUAUUCAAAUAUCCCUCAAAUAAUCGUUUACGUUCCAUAUGGGUACGCCAUUGCCAGGAGAAAUGUAAAUAUGUCCUGACGCUGAGUAAGAAAAGGAAAAUCUGCUUUGAGCAUUUCGAAAAGAAAUUCGUCAUAGACAAUCGUAUUUUGUGGGGCGCUAUACCCACUUUGCAAUUGGGCGAAGGUGUGACUGACUUGGAGGACUGUGAGCAAGUGUUUCAGGAUUUUCGACCCAUGCGUUGUUGCAUGGAGGAUUGUCAAAGGUCUGUGGAGUUGGAUCAGGUACAUAAAAUUGCUUUCCCCCGGGAGCAAGAGCUGCGUCAGAAAUGGUGUUUUAAUUUGAGUUUAAAUGAGUCCGAGCUCACUGCAGAUCAUUGGUUGUGUCAUAAACAUUUUGAACGUCGUUUUGUGAAUUACAAGCGGCGAAAUGUUCACUCGGGAGCAGUGCCCACCCUAUUGUUGGGGCCCCGACCACCACCAGAAGAGCAGCGUUAUAAAAAUCCCGAAUACGUUAGUCAGCAACAAUUCAUGAGUCAACUACGUCAGACCUGCUGUGUGGCAAACUGUGCCAACACCAAGCAAACUGCCGGCACCCGCUUGGCCGCCUUUCCCAAGCGCAAGGACAUCUAUGACAAAUGGCUACACAAUCUGGAUUUGAAAGAUUCGUUGGAGGUGCGCAGUUGUUAUCACAUCUGUUGGCAACACUUUGAGGAGGUUUGCUAUACGAAAUAUAACUUUCUUAAAAUUGGUUCCAUACCCACAUUGAGAUUAGAAAAGCAACAUGAUUUAAUUCCUUUGGAUGCCAGCCAAUUGGUCGAUGUGGAUUUAUAUGGACAUAGAAUCAAAGUUCCGAUCUUACAACCGAAAUAUGAAUGUGCCCAUCCGGAAUGCACCGAGGCCAAGUCGCAGGUAUUUAAGGCACCCCAAAUAGAGGAGAUCAAAAAGCUAUGGCUGGAGAGCAUAGGUGUGGCAAUGCCCCUUGCAGAACAAGAGCAAGAAAUCAAUUUUUGCGAUGAGCAUUUCUAUAUUUUAUACAAGCGCUUCGAGCAGCAUUUACUUCAAGUCAAUGGGGAUGAGUUCAAAGGUGAAUUGCAUAGCCUUAGCAAAACCUAUCGAACUUUGGCGGAGAGAAACAAAUUUUUCUCCAAGCAUUGCCUGGUGAAACAAUGUCCCACCGAUUGGCAUUUUAAGGCUUACAAAGAAGUCAAACUACACUGUUUGCCCUUGAACUCGGAACUCUUGGAUAAAUGGUGUCACAAUUUGGACAUCGACGUGCAAGAGAUUGAUAAGAAUAAAUGGAACUAUUACAAGGUAUGCGAAAGGCAUUUUGAGAAUUAUUGCUUUACCAAACGUGCCCUGUUCUCCUGGGCUUUGCCAACUCUAAAUUUGCCUCCCAGUCGGCAUCCUGAGGAUAUUAUACAAGUUGAUGCCGAGGAUAAAUUUGCCUAUACCGGUGAAUGUUGUGUCAAGACGUGUGUCAAUGCCCAAGGCUAUACGCUGGAGUCCAAGACAAGACUGUAUAAAUUCCCCGAAAAUCGUGAAAUGUUGGCCAAAUGGCUGCAAAAUGUCAAAUGUGAACAUUUUCAACCGCAAGAAACCAAAAUAUGUGGUCUUCAUUUUAGCAUACGUUUUUUAAAAAAGCGAAGAUUAUUGGAAACAGCCAUACCAACUUUAAGGCUGGGCCAGCCAAUAGCGUUGGAUGAUAAGCACAGCGUUGGUGAAAGGGAAAGUGUGCAGCAUGUUGAAGAAGAAAAGUCUAAAGAUACUGUUUCAAGGUUUACUAACGAUGAUGAUGAUGAUGAGGAUAGGGCUGAUGGCCAGGCAAUGGGUUGGAAUGAUCAUGAUUAUUGCCAUGAAAAAGCAAUAACCCGUACAGAUAAGGGUUCAGCAGCAUGUAAUGAGAAAUUCGAAAUUAUAGCCAUUAAACAAGAGCUCAUUGAAGAUCAAUAUGGUUUGGGCGAAGAAGAAACCUCGGCCGCCGAAUCAACCACCAUUAAAGAAGAAGUUUUAGAAAUCGAAGAUGAAUAUUGCCAAGAAGAUGAGUUCAUAGAUGAUAACGUGGCAGGGCACAUAACCAUAGCUCCUGCAACCACCAACUUUCCGAGCCUGGUUAUAUCUGAAGUAAAAUCGCACAUUUUCCUUUGUUGUGUGCCAAAAUGUUCCAAUUCCUCGGAGACGCGUGGCAUUAAGCUCUAUACCGAAUUUCCCCGCGAUUCAGAGAUUUUCAUAAAAUGGUGUUUCAACAUCAAAAUUGAUCCUCGCAAUUACAAGGAGAAUCAAUACGCCAUAUGCAGUCAACAUUUCGAGGCCAUGUGCUUUAGUGAUGCCGAUUUGGGGCUACAUUCAUGGGCAGUGCCCACGCUCAAUUUGAAUUUGGCAGAAAAUGCUUUCAUCCAUCAAAAUGAUCCGCCCAGUGAGCAAUGCAUAGUCUACGGCUGUAUACAGCCCCUAAUGCCACUAUAUAAGUUUCCUUUGCGUUUGGAUUUGUGCCAGAUGUGGUUUGCAAACUUAAAAUUGGAUUUAACCGAUUAUAGGGCUCAAAAUUAUCGCAUAUGUCGUAGACAUUUUGUGGCCGAAUGUUUUGAGGGUAGUCAUCAUAUGCUAAAGGCAGAGGCCAUACCCACUCAAUGUUUGGGGCAUGCCGAUGCCAUAGCCCAUUAUAAUAUUUUUGAGGCCAGACCUCGCGAUCAGGAGGCAGGAGGAGUAGAUGGAAAUGGAAUAGGUGGUGGAGCUGUGGGCGGCGCCUUGGCUGCUGGCGAUAUAAUGGCUGGUAUUUUGGGCGGAGGUCCCGACAAUAGUCGUGGCAGUAGCCAGGGUUCAUUGGUGAGGCCUUUGAUAUCGCCUCAUGAUUUAGAAGAUCAUGAUAGUAGUUAUUAUGAAGAUUUCGAAGAAUGUUAUGGAGCAGAGGAUGAUAACAAAAUGUUCACGGAGAUGGAAAUAAAAGAAGAACCCUUGGAUGAAAAUGAAAUUCAACAGGAAAUGUUCAACAAGCGUGAAGAAGCAGCGAGUUUAAUAAAGCAUCAGCAGUUGGAAAUAAAUGUGGAUAUUAAAAGUGAACCUCCUGUUGAUUUUGAUGCCUUGACGGGUGAACAUUUCCAUAUUGUCGAAGAACAAGAUCAAGUUAUUACUGUGAGUGCAGCUGACAUGAAGACACAAGAUGAAAUACAGUUCAUACAAAAGUUUCAAAGCUCAGCGCACCCUUCAACUGUUGACACCUGCCCAAAAUGCUUAAAAAACUUUGCCCAUAUUUCUUCAUACUUGGAUCACACUCGACGUAACAAUUGUCUAGAGAAACGGAAAUGUCCUGCAUGCCCCUUAACCUUUAUCGAUAUUCAAUCAUUGCAGAAACAUUUGGAUAUGCAUCGCGAUAAUUUGUUCUUUUGUUCCGGUAAUUGUGGAGAGAGUUUCAAAACAUUGCCUUUGUGUGAGGAUCAUGAAGCGCGAGUACAUAAAAUUCAUAAUCCACCAAAGAUACGUUACAAACAUUUCUGUUCCUAUUGCCGUGAGGGUUAUAAAACUGAAUUGCAACUGCAUGUUCAUUGGUUGCAAAAAGAUAUGGGAUGUGGAAAACUAAUGCAACAAAUUGCUACUGCACUUUUCGCCAUAGCUUCCAAUGACAUAAGUAACAAUAAUCUACAUAACACGACAUCAGAAAGCCACAACAAAAACACAUCUAGUCCCAGCAAUGUGACGCCAACAGCUUUAUCAGUAACAAAACUAAGACUAAAAUCCAGUUUACCGCCAUUGCCAGCAAAUAAAAGACCCCUUGAGAAUGCUGUACGCGAUCCACAUGAUCAGAUGAAACGCAGAAAAUUUAUGCAUGAUAUGAAGAACAAAAUCUUAAUGGAGCCCAAUCAAAUGCUUGAUAUAGCCGGUGAAAUGGAAAUCAAAGAAGAACCGCUGGACGAAGAAGAUAUUAUGAAUACAACGCCUAUAAACCCAGAGGUUAUCCUAAAAACCGAAGAGGCAGAAAUGGAUGAAACUAAAAAUGAUGUAAAUAUACCCAAAAGCCAUAUGGGCAUGAUGUCAUUGUUAAUCAACGAUAACAAAGCGCUGAAUCCCCAAUUCCAAGGGAAAAUCAUGCCUUUAACAGUACCCCAUAACAAUGGCAGCAGUUUGGCCAAAAUACCAACACCACCAGCACCAUUGCAAAUGCUUAAUCCAUCAGCCAAUAACAUUAAUAAUAAUGUAUUGUUGAACAAUAAUUUAAAAUUUUUGCCCUCGAUUAAGACCGAAAAGCUUAACAACAUUGUUAUGCCCAUCAAUGGAAAUAAUAAUAGUCUGAAAAAUAUAACAAAUCUAAAAUUAGUGCGCCUAACUCCAGCAGUUCCCUUUAGCACUGGUGCUGCUUUUAACCCCACAAUGUCACAAAGUGUGCAAAUAAUACCCUUACAGCAGCAACAGCAUCAACCGCAACAGCAAACAUCAGGAAAUCAAACACAAGCGGAUUUUAAGGUGAUACCGGCACCUAAAAUGUCUUUACAGAUUAUAAAGCUCUUGCCCGCCAAUUCAAUGCAGUUGGUCACUUUAAGAAACGAUCAACAGCAGCAAACACAGCAAAACCGCCAAAUUAUAAACAACUUUCACAACAAUGUUCAGCCCUUCAAUAUAGUGAAAUUACAUAAUGGACAAAGUAUACUGCUUGGACCAAGCAUUCUUCAACAACAACAACAACUGCAACAACAAACAUCUACAACUCUACCAAAUAUUCCUACUUUUCUGGGACAAAGUAUUCUUGCACAAUCAUCCGCAGCAACUCUACCAACUUCCCAACAACAAAAGACGCCAAAUUUCCCACCAACGGUAAAUGCCAUAAAAUCAUCGCAAACUACCAACACAACUAUUGAUGAAAAACCUGCUGUAUCCUUCACCUUAGAUUCCUCCUCAUUGCCUAGCAAUGAAUUUAUCAAACUUCACACUGAGGCUAUGCAAACUGCCGAAAAACAUCGCAUUCAAUAUAUAUCGAAAAAGAAUUUAAUAGCCAUUGAAAGUUUGCCCGAGAAAAAACAAUUGAUUGAUACCAUGAAACAGCAGAUAGCCAAAGUGGCUGUGGGUGGUGAUACUAGUUUGGAGGAGCCACCUUGUGGCAGCACUCCCUCACCGCCACCACUCUUGAAGAUUACCAAAGAUGUCACCAGCACCAUGAGUACACCAGACACCCCGCCCUCUAUGUAUUUGCCCAUUAUGAGUGCGCUUGAUGUGGAAUUGGUUGAGGCACGUUAUAAACAUCCUAAUUUUGUUUAUCGUUGGAUUUGUCCCUAUUGCCAAAAAGAUUAUGAUAUAAAACGUUGCCUCAAGAGUCAUUUGACUAAAGCGCAUAAUUUGACCUCGCGGGAUAUGGAUAAAAUCAACGUGCAGGUUAAGGCGUUUAGAAAUGAAGAAAUUAUAAUAGAUCCUGAACCUUCACACAAACCAGAAGAGGUUAAACAAAACCUACCGCCUACUCCGCCGGCGGAAAAAACAACAGAAAUUAAAACAAAAAUAAAAAUUACAGGUCAAAUGCAGGCCGAAAUCAAAUCAGAAACACUGGCCAGCGAUUCAAGUGUGGAACCAAUAAAAAUGUCAGCAUUGAAAACUGUUAAUUAUACACGUUAUGCAUGUGAGAAAUGUGGUCGCAAAUGUUCUUCAAAGACUAUGCUGAAUGAUCAUAUUUCGGCCAACUGUAGUCGAGAGCCACAAUAUCCCUGUAGGAUAUGUCCCAAGAAAUUCUAUUCGUACAGUACUCUUCAGUGCCAUAUUACCAUACAUACGGGUGAGCUACCGCACAAAUGUAAUUAUUGUGAUAAACGUUUUCGUACCAGAGGUCAGGUGACCGUCCAUCAUCGCAUUCAUACAGGAGAGAAGCCAUUUGUGUGUCAGGUAUGUUCCCAACGUUUCACCCACCGGGAGACUUUGAUUGCCCAUUUAUCGCGUCACAUUGGUAUGAAACGUUAUAAAUGCUAUGGCUGCGAUAAACAUUUCUCUUGUAUCAGUGCUUUGAAAACUCAUCGUGAUAUUCGUCCCGAAUCUUGUGGCAAAGUGAAAUUUAAUCCCCGAGCCAUAGGACCUCGAGUACGCGUUGUGCGUGGCAAUGUGAUAUUUGAACCUCAGCCCGAAAUAAAUCCUUAUUUGCGUUCCGAGGACCCUUCUAGUGUGCUGGCUGAACUACAAAACCAACCAGAGAGUGUUAACUAAUAUGAACCUGCAAUGCAUUUAAAACUGCUCAUUUGAAGUGUAUUUUUUCUUAAUAACUAGUGUAGGCGUUUUAAAUUUUACAUGCAAGGUACCUGUAUGUAUUUCGAAUAUUUGUUUUUAUUGGCAAUAGAAUGUUUGCUGUAUUGCUUUGUAUAUUAUUUGUUUUUAAUUAUAAGGAUUUUUUAAUUGGUACCCAUGCCGACCCAUGUAUAGUUUUAGCCAUUAAGUGUUGUCAACAUGACAAAUCGUUACUUGUUGCUGCACAACCGCUUUGAGUUCUGUUUUGAAUCCUUGGCAUUACAUUGAAAUUGAAUGAAAUAUUUGUUUAUAAUAAAAUAAAAUAUUAAAUUAUUUUACAUA